CCGCGGCAGGCCGCCGCCGCCGACCUCGAGGAGGGCAGCGGCGACUGCGCGGCCGCCAGGGGUGGCAGCACGGCGGUUGCCGAGAUGGCCUCCGAGGAGGACCGAGCCCGGGCGGCUGCCCCCGGGGGCCACGAGGCCCUUCCCCGCGCACUGGGGCGAGCCACCCCGAGCGCUCACCCGGGAGCGCCGGGACUGGCCCGCCGGCUUCGGCCACGGCAGCGGCACGAUCGCGAAGUGGAUCGAGGGCAACCUGGCAAGGGACGGGCAGGAGAGUGCGCAGGCGCGGCCAAGGGCCCGAAUAUCCCCAAGCUGGACCUCCCGCUCCCAGACCCGGAGGACGGGGUACCGGCGGAGCUAUGCGACGACGAGGCGCCCGCACCGCCGGACCCCACAGCAUCGGAGCUGGUGAGCCAGGCCCUCGACUCGGGGAGCGCGAGCGAGCCCAGGCCACCCGCGCAGCCGCACGCCAGGCAGAAGAGGACCGAAGACCACCGAGGUGGUGGGCACCGACGGGGCUGCGAAGCCGAGGAGGACGAAGGCUCGCGAGGCGGCGGGGCCGGCGCGGCCCGAGCCUGCCCAGAGGGAGGAGGGCCUGCAGGGCGCUGCGCGGGUGCUCGCGCCCGAGGACUGACCCGGAGUUCACCAGCUGCGUCCCGCCCCGGGCGUCCCUCGCGGCGGAGCUCGCGGCCGCGUCGCCCCGCCCCGUCCCGGAGCUCGGCGUCGCGUCGCUCGCGGGGGAGAGCCGGCCGCCCAGAGGCCGAAGCGGGAGAAGAAGGCGGGGCAGAGCCCCAAGGACCGGGCGCGCGCGACGCGGCUGCCCAAGAAGUGAGCGGGGUCCCUUUCUUUCUUUAGUUCUUUCUUUCUUUCUUUUUUUCUCACUCUCUCUUUCUUUAUUCUUUCUUUCUCACUCUCUCUCUCACUCCCUCCUCCCUCCCUGUUCCUGUGCUUUGCACGGGCGGACUUCUCGCUCCACAUCUCGGCGCGGGGCCCUACAGCUCGCCGCCGACUCCAUGCUCCACCCGCUUGCGGCACCUGGCCGAGCAACUCGGGACGGCGCCUUUCUCGCCGUCGGGCCCCUCCGCUCACCAGUCCUCCCAACCCCCAUCCGCUCGCGCCUGGCCGAGCCAGUGCCGGCGGCGCCCUGCCCGCGUCUUAGCUGCGCCGUUGUCCUUCGGGGGCCUCCCAGCGCGGCGACGCGCAGCUGGGUCGCGGGCGGAGGUAUCGGCUUCGGUCGGAGGGAGGGCCGCGAUCGCAGAGCGCAAGCUAUCUCGCGACCUCUGAUCCCCGAAGCGAUCUGUUGUCUCAACCGCCUCCGGUGGCGCGCAAAUGCAGGCCGCCCGCAUCUGGCUUCCAGCAAGAGGGGGCGAGGGCGGGGGUGCGCAGGGGUUGCCCCCUCGAAGAGGGCAGGGUUUUUCUCUGAGGCGGUCGGCCCCUUGGAGCCUGCCCAUUGCGCGCCUCUCGGGGCCUGGAAGGCCGCCCCGUCGCCAU
Molecule: messenger RNA, 1488 nt
Organism: Prorocentrum cordatum
Lineage: Eukaryota; Dinophyceae; Prorocentrales; Prorocentraceae
Source: the annotation of a GenBank genome assembly